Messenger RNA from Colletotrichum godetiae, 546 nucleotides. RefSeq lists its product as uncharacterized. Bases 1 to 546 code for a protein of 181 amino acids. The transcript has a single exon. The record is from RefSeq and is a predicted model, not a curated record. Lineage: Eukaryota; Fungi; Ascomycota; Sordariomycetes; Glomerellales; Glomerellaceae.
AUGUACAGGAAACUUACAAGACGAGAAGCCUGGCAAAGUACCUUACUAUCCGUACUCUGCAGGGCAGGUGCAAAUAGGAACUGGAGGAAGGAGAACCUUCAGUUAACGGAAGGACCUGAAUACGUCCACUGCCCCUCCUUCUCCUGUGUUCCUUCCCUCACAUUCGCGAUGAAAGAGCAAAGGAACGUCCCUGUCGACUUGGGUGAGAAGGAGGAAGGUGUGGAUUUUCUGGGUUCGAAUGUGGGUCCUGAGUCUCCACUCAAGAAGCUGCAGAUGUUUCAGCUGAUGUCCACUCCUCUUGUCAUUGGAGACAGCAAUGGAACGUUGGGCGAAAAGACUAAGGAACACCUUCAACGGUCACCCCAGCUUCCGCCGACCUUCUCACGCCUCCCUACCACCCCCGGUCAUCAUCCUUCACGCUUCACCGUGAAGGGUUGUCUCGGUUUGCCCAAUCUCGUCCAACUUGCAGCGGAUAACCUCAACUUCCGGUCACCGCACACGGGACGAAAGAUCCAAAUUCUGCAAGGUCCGCGAGAUGGAGGCUAA